CCGGUCUCAGGCUCCCACUGUGUCGGAGAAUCUGUUGUUCCCAUCCGAGGCCACCCGCACCGCCGCGUGACUCCAGUGUGCCUCUAAAGUUGUACUGUGAGGACAGCAGUCAUGCUACAAUCGUCCGGCCGCACCUUGAGUACCAUGCAGUGUUUAUCACUCUGAGGAGCAUCCCCAUCUUCACAGUACAGUGAUAUCUCUACCGCAACAGUGACUGGAACCGCUUCAACAUCAACAGUACUAGUACUAUAUAUAUACCCUGCCCAGCGGUAUCGCGCGUCAGCCAACUGCUGCGUCAUCCGUCUCAGCCAAGCGAUCACGGGGACCAGACCAAUUUACCGCAGGGUCUGCCGGUGCCAGUGUUCGAGGCCUUUUGCCUGCGCAGUUUCGCUUCUCUACCACUCAGAUUGCUACUCAGCAACUACCACGAGAAAGCCCUGGACUCCUUUGACGGAUCGACUACUAGUACUAGCCUUGCCCGUCGAACCACCCUGUCUGCCCCUCGUCUUCUGUUUUGUGUCCAGGGCAAUAUCGGACCAGUCAAUCGAAUCCACCUCGCCGCUUCGAUAUUUGAUAAACUCCAUUUUCUCCGGCAUUGCUCAACAUCACCAUAUCAACAUCCUUUCCAGCUGAUGCUGUGAUCGCACGACCAGACGGUGUCGUGUUUUCCCGUCUCGAUUGACAUCUUUCACCGUGGCUUCCCCAAGUCUCCAAACUUGGGUUUCCGAACUCUCGCAGCAUUUCCUCAGCCUGACCCAACCGCUGCUACAAUAUUUGCCCGCCGACAUCCACGAAGCCGUCAAUACCGCGCUUACAGACUAUUCGACCGCCUCGUUUACUACCGUCGCCGCAGUCCUUCUUUCCCUCCUCUUCUUCCUCUUCCGCUCUCUGAUGAGUGCCUACGGUAACUACGGUACCUAUGGUGGUGGCCGUAGUGGUGGCUCUCCUUACACCAGCAAUGUCGCCGACCCGUAUACCCGCAAUUUGUCGAACCACUUCGAGUACAUUGAUGCCGACCAUGAUAUUCUACAAGACCCUUACCAAUCGUCGGGAACAAGAGGACACACCAAGGAGGACGACCCAGAUGCCCCGGAUGUCAUAAUGGUCCGGUACAUGGCCACUCUACUGCCUGUCCAGUUUCCCCCAUAUUCUAUCAGUGAAGGGAAAGCCUACGUCCAUCAACUGAGAAAUGCCGUCGCCAAAUGGCUACAAACUGACCCUAGGCGGGUGAGACUGGUCUACAAAAAGCGCGACUUGAAACAUGAUUCCUGGCCCCUCAGAAAAUACCGCAUGAAGCAAAAUAGCGAAGUCGCAGCCAUCCUGACCGAAGGCACCCUCGACUACAGCGAUAGGGAGAGUCAUACGUCCAGUGGAGAGGACAGCGUGGCGUCUUCCAACCAAAACCCGCGCCGGCGGCCUCGAGCAUUGUCGUCUGUCAGACACCGUAGCGACGAUCAAAUUCCACAACCUACGCCGUCGAGCAGCUCACAGUUUCUCUCCCCCAACGGUCACGUUUCUUCCAAAUCGAAACAAUCAUCUGGUGGCAAUCGAAAGGGAGAUCUGGACGAUCGUAGCAACCGACGGGACCCGUCACGAAAUCGAGGAACAGGACCUUCUGGUGCUCCCACUCCGAGCGCAACCCCGGCACCAACGACACGCGCUGCAGACCCCAGUACUCCUUUGGGAAAACUACAAACGUUGUCCGAUGUGUUUCAUGAGGAGUGGCUUCCUCUUUGCCGCAAGUUCAUCUCCAACCCCCCUUCGGAUCCUGAGGCCAGAUUAAAAGAGCACCGCAAGCUGAGCGAGAGCGUAAUGCAACACAUCACACUCAAAGCCGAUGCUGUUGACGUCGAUUCUCCUGAAACUCGCACCUUCAGGAAGGCUUUGCUUGGUGAAGUGGACUCCACGAUGAAGUCACUGGAUGCUGCACUGAAAAGAUAAUCGCCAGAAAGAGUGAUGGGUGCGCAGUUCAGACAUUGACUGGCGUUCAAGUUGGCAUUGGGAAGUGGUUUCAUGAUCUCAAGGCGUGCAUUGUGGGGUGGCACUUAUAGAUGGAUGUAGCAUGUCAGUCAUUGGGGUGUCCGACGGCUUGGGACGUAGCAUGACUCGGUGCCGGUUGGGUACUCGGCGGUCUAGUGUUUACUGGGUGGGCGGCUGCAUUGUUAGAAUUGCCAAUACAUUGUACCAUUGCGAUCUUGAGAUUGGUGGCCGAGUUAGCUAUUCUUGACCUUGUCCUGUAUUCUUCCCCAGUGAAGACAACACAAGAACAUGUCAGUCAGAUUCGCAGCACAAGUCUCGCCCG
Molecule: messenger RNA, 2302 nt
Organism: Exophiala dermatitidis NIH/UT8656
Lineage: Eukaryota; Fungi; Ascomycota; Eurotiomycetes; Chaetothyriales; Herpotrichiellaceae
Exons: 1
Coding region: 892-1941 (349 amino acids)
Molecular function (GO): protein-folding chaperone binding
Source: RefSeq, a predicted model, not a curated record